AGUGAAGAGUGCAAACUGUGCACGUUCAGGGCCUGCACGCAGUGCGUCCCGGCAGACAACCCAAGCCUCAAGGUCACCCUGGCCUGGGCCUGGGCCUUAAAGCACUGUUGACAACAGUCAGAACUGCGGCUGCACGGCUCGUUGAGUUGACCAAGAAACUGACCACGACGACCAAAGAGACUUACCUAGCUAGCUUGCUGCAUGCUAGUUCAGACAAUUCAAACAAGAGUACGGGGAAGAGCCCAAUGCCUUCAUGGUCUGAUGUCAUCACUUUAUUGCCAGUGGCCAAGUGGGCGCUGGAAACGUGGGAGCCAUCAAGCGACACAAACUGAAAGCUACCCGCACGGUUCUGAGCGCAGAAUGUGGUCAGCAAUGCCGGUGGGAUUCGAUUGACAAUGUGAUGCAAGACAGCUGUGAAGUACUUGCAUUGGCUGCAUUGCUCAUGAUGUUGCAGUCCAAUCGACGUCCUGCAUAAUCCUGCAUCGUCCUGCAUAGCAACAGAUUAGGUGGCUCCACACAAUACUAAGUCAAUAGGCUGAUCAAUCAGAAUGUGCAGCGAAGCCCACAAGAUCUGAUUAACAGACUCCCAGAGGUGGUUCUUACGCAGCAGAGGUCGGAGCACUGCCGUGCAACCCGCUGGAAAACUAUAGCAUCCGAAGAUCAGAAACACUGGGAUUGGAGUCUGCCCGAAUUCUGGUAGUGCGCACGGCAAUGCUGACACCUUAGCUUGUGUAUUUUGCAAUGGCAGCACCGGCAACGAGAAUGACGAGGAAACCGGACCUCCGGAUCGAUCCAGAAGCAGACGCCGCUGCAGGUGCAAAUGAAGCGAUCGCAAGUAGCAGCCCGCGGACGGGGGCAAAGUCCGAAGCCCGUCCGAAAACGCCUCAGGCGGGGCCGACCGUCCGAAUCCAGAAGCACAGCAUGGCGCUUCUGAGAAAAGCGUUCAACACGUACGACGAGGAGCAUUCCGGAAGCGUCCCGGUGUCUGCAGUUGGUGUUGCGUUGUGGUCGUGCGGGAUUGCGGUCCCUGCCGGAGAGGAAAUCAAUGACGUGCUCAGUAGCAUCGUGCCAGACUUUGACCCCGAGAGCAAGGUCACCUUCGAUCACUUUCUCCAAGUCGCCCGCGAUCUCGAGCACCGCAACUACGCCUCGUCCCCGCGCCCGGUCGAUUACUCGCGAGGGGGAUCCCCCGAGCCCUCGCCUCGCAGCCCAAAGUCUCCGGGGAAAGCGCCCGGUAGACGGAAGAGCCUGAGCCGGAGGGCGGUCAUGAGUGACACGUGGGAGGCCGGGGCGGACGACGAGCAGCUGCUGGCGACGCUUCGACAGCUGGAGGAGCAGCGCAAGAUGUACGAGGACGAGGGUAACUACCAGGAGGCGAGCCGAAUCGCCAAGCGCAUUCAGGAGCUCAAAGUCGGCGAAGAGUCGAAACGGAUGGCAGCAAUGGACGAGCGCCAGACGCAGGAGCUGGGCGACGCUGAGGCGGCCUACCGGGCGGAAGUCGAGGAGACCAACGCGUUGUGGGACGACAAGAUGGCGCAGUUCCAGGAGUCGGUGACGGAGCAGGCACCUCGCCUUUCCUAA
Klebsormidium nitens is the source of this 1581-nucleotide messenger RNA. The record is from the annotation of a GenBank genome assembly. NCBI's taxonomy places the organism in Eukaryota, Viridiplantae, Streptophyta, Klebsormidiophyceae, Klebsormidiales, Klebsormidiaceae.